This is a messenger RNA of Pseudophryne corroboree (corroboree frog), 1917 nucleotides long. It is a transcript of the gene STX10, whose product is annotated as syntaxin 10. Bases 540 to 1292 code for a protein of 250 amino acids. The record is from RefSeq and is a predicted model, not a curated record. The transcript has 8 exons. Gene Ontology annotation, biological process: intracellular protein transport; retrograde transport, endosome to Golgi; Golgi vesicle transport. NCBI's taxonomy places the organism in Eukaryota, Metazoa, Chordata, Amphibia, Anura, Myobatrachidae. Gene Ontology annotation, cellular component: endomembrane system; synaptic vesicle membrane; SNARE complex. Gene Ontology annotation, molecular function: SNAP receptor activity; SNARE binding.
GGGUGGGGGUGGGCAGGCAGAGACACGAGUGACAAGUCAGGGAGGGGGUGGGCGAGGAGUUACCCCACCGGGCAGAAGAGUGAGGGGAAGUAGUGGGUAACUGGUGUAAGUGUGUGGGAAGUGCUGUGCACUGCUGUAUACUGAGGUGUCAACUGGCAGUGGGUGUAUAUAGUAUAUAUAGUUAUGCAUACUGGCUGUCACCUAUAGGCAGAGCUGCCAGGCUUACCCUAUGGGUGACUGUGCAAGCUUCAGGGUCUGGCUGUGUGCAAUGCAGGGAGUAGUACUGUGCCUAUAGACCUACAGGGGCAUUGCAUACAAAGGGGUCUAUAUGGGUGACGUAUCAGUGUGUUAUUAAUACGCCUAUAGAAAGCUAAAGUGUGCACAUUAUAUAUACAUAUAGGGACAUAGCCCUAGCCGCUAAGCGAAUGAUUGCAUGGCGUAGCAUGGUCAUUGUAUAGCCGUUGUGUAAAGUCUCAUUUAUCCUAUUGGAACGCGGUUGAGCCAAGGGGAAAAAGAGUGCUGGGAAGAGACCGCUCAGGAUGUCUCUGGAGGAUCCCUUCUCUGUGGUCAGAGGGGAGGUGCAGAAAGCACUAAACACCAGCAAAGGCCUGUAUCAGCGCUGGUGUGAACUCCUCCAAGAUGGCAAUGUCACCAGUGUAGAAGAGUUUGAUUGGACAACUAACGAACUUAGGAAUUCUCUUCGGAGCAUAGAAUGGGACCUGGAGGACCUGGAAGAGACCAUCAACAUUGUGGAAUCAAACCAGCAAAAAUUCAAGAUAUCCGGAUCAGAGAUUAGCGAGAGGAAGAUGUUUGUGGAGAACACACGGAGUUCCCUAAAGGAAAUGAGGGAUCAUAUCUCUAGCCCUAGAGCCCAGGCUUUUACUGAGAGAAAGAGCAGAGAGGCAUUAGGAAUCUCUAACCCACCGCCCUCAGAUCGCUUUGCUCGCCUCGAUGAUGAGAUUAUCUCGGGAAACUCGCGUUACGUGGACGAUCAGCAAGCACAACAACAGCUGAUUAUGGAUGAUCAGGACGCCGAGCUGGAGCUAGUGUCCGGCAGUAUCCGAGUUCUGAAGGACAUGUCUGGGCGCAUUGGAGAUGAACUGGAUGAACAAGCAGUGAUGCUGGAUGACUUCUCCCAAGAGAUGGACAACACUCAGACCCGUAUGGACUCGGUGCUCAAGAGACUGGCCAAAGUAUCUCACAUGACUAGCGACCGACGGCAGUGGUGUAUGAUCAUCGCACUGGUGGUUGCCCUUAUCAUUGUACUGAUUUUGCUGUUCACGUUGGGAUAGGAAAAGGGCCAUAAGCCGGGAGUGACUGGGACCGCUCCUAUGCCCCUUGUGCCAUAUUUGUGGUGCUUACAAGUUACAAAUGGUGAUGAGGUCAAUCUAGUUCCCAGCAGAGAAGCUUGAAGACAGAAGGGGGCGCUGCAAGACACCGUACAGCUGCCACUUACCUGCUGCUGUAUACUAACCAAUAAGUUACUUUUGCUUUUUUAUUUUUAUUUUGUGAGAGCAUUUGGCCUGUAUGUGUGAGCAGGUAUCAACGGCAGAAGAUAUUUCGUACUUUUCUUCCUGAUGCCUGAUUGGACUCAUCCCAACCUUUUAAAUCAUAAAUUGGAACUACGCUUUAAAAAUGAAUAACUGUAAAGGUGAGUGAACGCAAACGCUCCCGAUUCCGAAGCAGCCUGCUGAACACUGCUGUAUUGUAGAGAAGGGCCAUUCCACCUCCAGUUAGAGAUGGUUGGGCCCACUAGUGCAGAUACCAUCUGCGUGUAAAGCACUUUUGAGCCUGAAUUGCACUGGCACGGUCUCUUACAGGCUCACUCUCACCGAUGCAUUCACAAAUGUUAAGAUUGCGUGUAAUGUUUCAUAACCUGUAUCAUGCAUUUAAUGAGUAAAACACUUUAUUUACUGA